Messenger RNA from Eurytemora carolleeae, 880 nucleotides. RefSeq lists its product as uncharacterized. NCBI's taxonomy places the organism in Eukaryota, Metazoa, Arthropoda, Copepoda, Calanoida, Temoridae. The coding region runs from base 230 to 592 and encodes 120 amino acids. The transcript has 4 exons. The record is from RefSeq and is a predicted model, not a curated record.
AUAUACAAUAUCUAUAUAAGUGUAUAUCCAAAAGUUUCAUCAGUUAGAUCUACAAUAUCUAUGUCAGUUCAUAUCCAUUAUUUAUAACAGCUCUUUACAACACCUUUAUAUUAAUGUCUUUAUCCCAUAUUUAUAUCAAUUUAUAUCCAAUAAGUAAAUUAGUUUGUAUAAAAAUCUAGAUUUAUAUUUCCAAAAUAAUGAUUCAGAAUUAAAUCCAACGUUGAAGAGAAUGGCUAAAACCUUUCUAGACCGUGAGACAGAGAGAACAAUUGAGCAGUUUGAUAAACAAAUGGAUCAGUACUGCAAACUUUAUUUCGGAAAUUCAGCUUGUGAACUAUUUGAGAUUAAUAUUGCUGAACCUACACAGCACUUAGAACCAGAGAUACGGGUGGGAAAGAAGGAGGAUGAAGUUUACUGGAACACAGGGGAAAGUGAGUCCAUCUGCCUAGGUAAAAGAAAAAGAAAAAGAAAUAAUUUCUUUGAUCCCCAUUCCAAUACGAUUAUAUUGAUGGUCGUCUUCUUUAAAAGAAACAAAAAACCUUUGAUUAAUACAGGGUUAGCCACAAGGAAUUAUACUGCAAUGUCGACCUAGAACUCUUUCAAUAUGAUGAUGGCAGAAUUAAAUUAAGUCUUUUGUCCUAAACAUUUUCUUUAAAUGGCUUAUUUAUCGAUUUGACAAAUAACAAAACAAGUUUAAAGUUGCAAGGAAGCAUAAUUAUACGGAAACAUACACUAUAUAGAUUCUUUACAGAUGUCUCUGAAGUCUUGUCCUUUUGUGGCUAACCCUGCAGUAUAAUAUUCCUUCCUGAAUAAUACGAAUAUAUAAAUCUUAAAUUUUUAAUAACUAGAAAUUCAAGGCGCUUCGCGCCCUUCUUUCUAG